Molecule: messenger RNA, 2456 nt
Organism: Sitodiplosis mosellana (orange wheat blossom midge)
Lineage: Eukaryota; Metazoa; Arthropoda; Insecta; Diptera; Cecidomyiidae
Exons: 3
Coding region: 328-2136 (602 amino acids)
Biological process (GO): attachment of mitotic spindle microtubules to kinetochore
Cellular component (GO): Ndc80 complex
Source: RefSeq, a predicted model, not a curated record
UCUUUCGAACAUGGUUUUCGUAGUGGAAUUUCAAAUUCGAAUGCAUGUGCAAAAACAUUAGUUUUGUGCACUUACUCACACCGAAAGACUGACUUUUUCAUCUCAUUACCAACAGCACACUUUCUUCUGUGAUAUAAUUUUUCCUUUUUUGACUGAUGUUUUAGAAAUAAUUGUUUAGUUUUGCUUUAAAAAAUUGUAGAAUACGAAGUUUAUUGUGAAUUCAUUUUUCAACCUAAGUUCUUUACUUUUUUUUUUGUUAUUUAUUUGGAACGAUUUACAGUCACUUUCGGUUUGAUUGCUUGAAAAAGUCACGAAACAACCAUAAAAAUGCCAGCAACAAGGAGUUCACGAAUUACGACAUACACGGAACAGAAUCGCUUAAAUCGUCAACGAAGUGGUUCACAAACGACAUUGGAUUCAAACGACCGUCGUCAAACGUAUGGUGGAAUGCGGCGCUCCACAAGCAGUGUCAAUCUGCGUACACCGCGGCGUACUCCGCGCCACAACAGCCGAUCGCCGGGCAAUCGAACACCGUCCUCUGUCACCUCUCUAACGUCGAACACCGAACAACACCGGCGCAUGGCCGGCGAGAAUACAGCUAAAGUAAUGGAAUUGAUUCAAUCAUUUCGGUCAUUUUUCAAAAAUCUGAACCUCGGCAAUGGCGGCCUAAGGACCAUGACACUCAAUCAAUUCAUUGACAUCAUUUCCAUUUUGAUGGUGAGAAUCGGCGGCAAAGCGACUAUCUCGAAAAUUCGCAACAACCACGAAGAAGUGAUCAUAAACCUUCUGAAGAACGUGAAAUAUCCGUAUGUCGUGAAUAAAUCAUGCUUGAAGACACCAAAUGCACACGGUUCAUAUCCCGAGGUAAUAGCAAUUUUGGCCUACCUCUGCGAUUUGGUUCGUGACAUCAAGAAUCACCAACCCAGCGACGUGCCAUUAAUACCAUGCGAUCAAUUGAUGAAUACUGACCAUAUGUUGCUAUUCGACAGCGAAGUCAACCGAAAUUACUACGAUCUGUAUAUAAACGAGCCACCACGGAAAUUGGAUGAAGGAUUCCCGUUGGACAAAGAAGGCGAAAUUAAAUUGGUCAAUGGGUAUAUAGCUGCAAAAAUGAAGCAAGUAGGUUUAACCGUUGAAGAAUUGGCGGCUAGAACGGACAAACUAAAGGUAUCAAGCGAAGAGUUGGAACGAAAUCUGGUUGUAUCCGAUUGCGAGAAGUAUUUCAAUAGCAUCGAAGAGCAAUUGGCCGAAAAGGAGCGGGAAUAUGUUAAGAUACAGGAGAUUUUGGUUGAAAAGCGUAAAUAUUUAAAAAUGGUCAACAUGACAUAUGAUGAGAAAGCACGAAAGUUGGCGGCCAAAAAGGCUGAACUCCAGAAUUUGAUGCGCCAAAUUGAGAAUCAAACCUAUACAACGCUUGAUAUCAAACAGUUGAUUGCCAAAGAAACAUCGAUUAAAAACUCCAUCGCCAUGAUUCAAAAUGAAACGGGCGCAAUUCAAGUGGAAGCGGUCGAUGAUCAGGUGAAAUUGGCCCGAUUGCAAAAACUCAAAAUGGAUGGCAUUCAAAAAUUCAACGAAUUUACAUUUCACAUCACAAAAAUACUCAUGCAAAGCCGAUCAUUUCAACAGCUCAAUAUAAUUGAUUACACCAUCGAUCCGACCGCAUCGACCGAAACCAUACAGAACAUGUGCCUACGGCUGAAUCGACUCAACGAAAUAUGUGCACAAGUCAAACAGGAGCACAUCAAACAAAUUGAACAGAACAAGGUCGCACUCGCCGAAUACAAGUCACAACACAGCCGAUUGAUGGAGAAAUACUCCAAUCAAAUGGCCGUAAUGCAAAAGGCCAACAAAAAACUCGAGAUUUCCAAUCAAAAAUGUGCCAACUAUGAAACAGAAGGAUCAUCAAGUGUGGCCAAGUUGAAACGUGUGAUUAACGAAAAAAUCGCCACUAAACAACGAAUCGAUGACGAAAUUACGGUGCUACGAAAAAAGAUCGACGAAUUGGAGAUCAAAAAUGUUCAAUUGUUUGAGGAUGGCGAACGGCAAGCCUACGAAAUUAUUCAAGCCAAACAAACGCUUUGUCGCGAAUUGGACGAAUUGAACAACUACAUCGAUGAUUGCACUUAUGACAUCUAGAAUCGCAAGCAAUUUUUUUAGAAUAAGGCCCAUUCAAUGAGCUCAUGAACAACAUUAAUCUCGAUUACUCUUUUCAACAGUUUUUUUUCUUGAUUUUUCUUUGCUUUUUUUCAUUUUACUUCAAUUUAUUUGUCUAAUUGUUCAUUUUAAUCUAAAUUAUUUUCGCUUAUGACGACCUUUGGCCAACAAAAAUAAGUUUUCAUUGAAUUUUUGUCCAAAAAUAUCCCCCUUUUUGACGAGAAGUUGCUAAUUUGAACGAAGAAACGAUUUUUUCUUUUUUGAAUUGAUAAAUAAAUCUGCGACUGAAAAGACACAACAAA